This is a messenger RNA of Formica exsecta, 1497 nucleotides long. It is a transcript of the gene Tmem98, whose product is annotated as transmembrane protein 98-like. Gene Ontology annotation, cellular component: endoplasmic reticulum. NCBI's taxonomy places the organism in Eukaryota, Metazoa, Arthropoda, Insecta, Hymenoptera, Formicidae. The coding region runs from base 207 to 881 and encodes 224 amino acids. The transcript has 4 exons. The record is from RefSeq and is a predicted model, not a curated record.
UCAUCGGGAGACGGGAGACGGGAGACAGGGAGAGUGGAUUACACGACAACCCUCUGUGCCCUGUGCGAUUGUUGACAUUUUUGUUUCAAAUGUCAAUGUAAGUCCAAGUGGUUGAUACUGUCUCCUAUUACGAAUAAUUUUUUCAUCAACGCUUCGAUUUGCGAGAUCGUCGAUUGGUAGUCACUACUAUACUCGUAUCUGAUAUUAUGAGCUCGUCAAUAUCCAUGAGCAAUGCUGGAUCACCGACCACUGCCACUGGUAUGGAGACAGUGGUCGCAGUUGCAUUGGGUGCAUUAGCUGCGGUCUUCCUUGGUGCACUCUUGGUACUCUUGGUUAUCUGUCGCAGGCAGCGUUGCUACUAUAAUCAAAAGGACUCUGCGGAAUUAAGUUCCGAUCUACUCGAAGGAGAGAACAUCACUGGCUUGGGACUGGAUGUAUGGGAGAGCGAAGAGUGGCUGGCAGGUGCUGAAAGAUGGGUAGAUGAUGCUACUGGCUUGGCUCCACCUUGUAUAGCAGUGCUUCGUUCUUGCCAUGCUCUUGCAGCCAGUCUUACCACUAUUGCUGGAACUGUCAAUAGUAACACUGUCCCACUGGAAAUAGUAGAUGUUGCCCGACGUAUACCGCCUCGUGUAGACGAUGUUGUCCGCAGUCUGUAUCCACCAUUGGAUGCCAGGCUGCUAGAGGCCAGAGUGGCAGCUCUGGUAUUGGCUGUGACUCACUUGGCGUUAGUAACCAAGCAUGGCGUACCAAAGAGUCAAGUCAGGAAAUUAGCAUUCAUUGAUCAAGCCUUAAACGACAUGGACACGCAUCUGUUGGUCUUGAGAAAUGCAGCAUUAGCUCAAGAAGUUGCUUGCUCCAUCCCAGCCUCUACGCCAGUUUGAGUGUAUAUCUCUUUCACAGUGGAAUCAAAUCUUUCUUUCGCACAGAAUUGGUAAUUUCCAGUUAUCUAUCUUUUUCUUUGAUAUCUAUUUUUAUCUUUCCAUGGCUUUGGGUUAAUUGUCGUCGUCACGCGGUAGCAACGAAAGUUAUACAUAAUGUAAUAAUACAAUUGCUAGAUUCACAAAUGUAGUGUAUACAUUAAAGGAUUAUAUAUAGGAACGUUUCGGGCGACAAAUACAUAAAUAUAGAUCAUCGUUGAUCUCAAAGUAUAAAACUGAAAUUAAUAGAAGUUCAUAUUUACUGACGAAAAUUCAUCAGUGUUUUAUAUCGAAAGUAUCAUAAAGAAUAUAUUUUAAUAUCGUUUAAAACGCGAUUUACUAAGAAUCGAUAUUUUGCAAUAUGCAGAAAUAUAUGUGGAAACAAUGUGUCUUCCAUAUGUUAUAUUAUCAUAUAUAGUUAUUUAUAUACGUAUACAGAUAAAAAUGUAUUUUAGGACUAUAUAAUCGAUCGUACCUGCGUAUGUUUGUACAUGUUACAAUAUUUUAUAUUCUUGAAGAGAAUCAAAUUAUUUUAUAGACUGAUAAGAAUUUUUAAUAAAGAAUUUAAUCAUAAAAGAAA